This is a messenger RNA of Helianthus annuus (common sunflower), 1702 nucleotides long. RefSeq names its product probable anion transporter 3, chloroplastic. Gene Ontology annotation, molecular function: phosphate transmembrane transporter activity. The transcript has 8 exons. Gene Ontology annotation, biological process: transmembrane transport. NCBI's taxonomy places the organism in Eukaryota, Viridiplantae, Streptophyta, Magnoliopsida, Asterales, Asteraceae. Gene Ontology annotation, cellular component: plastid. The coding region runs from base 94 to 1605 and encodes 503 amino acids. The record is from RefSeq and is a predicted model, not a curated record.
UUCAUCACAUAACAACAAUUAUCAACUACCCAUUUGUGAUUGAUCUCAUACUCAAUAUCAAAUUAUUUUCAUUUACAUUUCAAACUUUCCAGCAUGGCUGCCACUGCAAUCACUUCGAAAUCCACUGCAAGAUCUUCAAAUCUGUCGAAUACCCAUUUCAAUUCAAUCCAUUUUAGAAAACCCCUUUUCGUAUUUCGCAAUAAUAUCAAACAGAAAUGGGGGAAUUUGUCACUGCAAGGUGGCGGCUUGAGGAACAGAGAGGCGGUUGUAGAGAGAGAAACAAUAAAAAGAUUUGGGUUAGUGAGGUGUACGGCGGAGGGGAUAGAGAGAGGGCAAGAUAGUAAUUUUGUUAUGCCGGAAAGAUUAAAGGUGGUGGCUUUAAUGGCGUGUGUUAUGUGUUUGUGUAAUGCUGAUAGAGUUAUUAUGUCCGUGGCUGUUGUUCCUCUUGCUGCUAAACAUGGGUGGAACAGUUCUUUCUUGGGCAUUGUGCAGUCAUCUUUUCUGUGGGGAUACAUUUUAUCAUCUGUUAUUGGCGGAGCAUUGGUGGACAAAUAUGGCGGGAAACGGGUGAUAGCUUGGGGUGUAUUCUUGUGGUCAUUAGCAACACUUGUUACUCCAUGGGCCGCAAAUCAUUCAACAAUGAGCCUUUUAGCGGCCCGUACUUUCUUUGGCCUUGCACAAGGAGUUGCUAUGCCUUCAAUGAACAUUAUUUUAUCAAGGUGGUUUCCAUGUAACGAACGCGCUACCGCUGUUGGUUUAUCUAUGGGUGGAUUUCAUCUUGGUAAUGUUGUGGGGUUGGUACUAACGCCUAUAGUAAUGUCAUCAAUCGGGCUUACAGGCCCAUUCAUUCUUUUCUCGUCUCUCGGGUUUAUGUGGCUAACAACGUGGACACUUCGGGUCACAAACAACCCACAAGAAAGUCAUACAAUAAGCAAUUCUGAAUUGCGAUUAAUUCAAGCAGGAAAAUCAAAUGCAACUCCUCUAAAGAAGGGAGAACUCCCUCCGCUACGCCUGUUGUUAUCGAAAAUGCCAACUUGGGCCAUCAUUUUUGCUAACAUGACUAACAAUUGGGGAUACUUUGUUCUCCUCUCAUGGAUGCCUGUUUAUUUUAAAACCGUAUUUAAUGUAAACUUAAAGCAAGCAGCUUGGUUUAGUGCGGUCCCAUGGGGAACAAUGGCGUUCUCAGGAUACGUUGCGGGUGCUGCUUCUGAUUAUUUAUUAAAAGCAGGAUACUCCUUGACUUUUGUCCGAAAAGUCAUGCAGUCGAUUGGUUUUAUCGGGCCAGGAUUGGCUUUGCUUUUCUUGAAUUACGCCAAGUCACCGACAGUUGCUUCGGUGUUUAUUACAGUGGCACUCAGCUUGAGCUCUUUCAGUCAAGCUGGAUUCCUGUUAAAUAUGCAAGAUAUUGCACCCAAAUAUGCAGGAUUUCUUCAUGGAAUUUCGAACUCUGCUGGGACAUUUGCUGCAAUAAUCAGCACGAUCGGGACAGGUUACUUUGUGCAGUGGCUGGGAUCAUUUCAAGCUUUCUUAAGCGUGACAGCUUGCUUGUAUUUCGCCACAGCCAUAUUUUGGAACCUUUUUGCUACUGGCGAACGCGUCUUUUAGGUUUGUAUAGAAAAGAGAUCCAAAGGGGACCCCAAGUUUAGUGAUUUUUUGUUGUAUAAACUGUGUUGAGAUCAAGGUUUGAGUGUUGUAGGUUAAA